Messenger RNA from Mytilus trossulus (common blue mussel), 646 nucleotides. Its product is annotated as granzyme K-like. Gene Ontology annotation, biological process: proteolysis. The transcript is spliced from 6 exons. Bases 71 to 646 code for a protein of 191 amino acids. The record is from RefSeq and is a predicted model, not a curated record. Gene Ontology annotation, molecular function: serine-type endopeptidase activity. NCBI's taxonomy places the organism in Eukaryota, Metazoa, Mollusca, Bivalvia, Mytilida, Mytilidae.
CUUGAAAGUUGGGAUUUCUAGCGGAGAUAUUGUAACCCAGAUAAUUGGUGGAGAUGACACAACAAUAGAGAUGUAUCCGUGGCAGGCUAUGUUACAAAAGCGAUCAUCGAUAAAGGAUUCAUGGGGACUUGCAUGUGGAGCUGUUUUCAUAUCCAAAAAAUGGCUGAUUACAGCAGCCCACUGCUUUAGAGGACGAGUGGGUAACAGACGGAUUGUCUAUGGAUUUACCAAACAGUCAGAUCCUGAUAAACAGAUUGGAGAAAUAAAACGUUUCAUAAAACAUCCAAAGUUUAAUCGAAAGUUCAAUCCAAAGACUGAUGUGUUUUUAGGCGAAAAUGACAUAGUGCUAAUUGAACUAAAGGCUCCAGUACUGUUUACAAAAACAAGCCAAUUGGUAGCUCUUUCGAGCAGCAAAACCAAUAUAGAUUUAGAUACUUGUAACAUUACAGGCUGGGGACUUACGAAGUCUGGUGACACAGCUGACACUUUACAAGUGGCAACAGUCUCAGUUCUUUCCAUAGAGGCCUGCAGACGAAAAUUUGAGAAUAUUAUUUCAAUUGCCAAUUCCCAAAUUUGUCUGUUUGACGAAAUAAAUUUCAAGACUUCGUGCCAAGGAGAUAGUGGAUCACCUUUAAAGGAGAUGUGA